Molecule: messenger RNA, 2868 nt
Organism: Aspergillus alliaceus
Lineage: Eukaryota; Fungi; Ascomycota; Eurotiomycetes; Eurotiales; Aspergillaceae
Product: putative cyclin
Exons: 2
Coding region: 1-2868 (955 amino acids)
Biological process (GO): regulation of transcription by RNA polymerase II; positive regulation of DNA-templated transcription, elongation
Cellular component (GO): cyclin/CDK positive transcription elongation factor complex; nucleus
Molecular function (GO): cyclin-dependent protein serine/threonine kinase activator activity
Source: RefSeq, a predicted model, not a curated record
AUGGCCGCCCCCGCCCUCUCAGCCGGGUUGAUCGAUCCAACCAAACAGGCUGAGUAUCCCAUUAUCUUGGGUGACAGGCUUUUGGGUAGAAAUGGCACCCCUCGGUCGAAGCUGGUCAACAUCCAAUAUAAUUACAAGACAAAAUCUGCGACCGCGCAGCAACGAUCGACCAUCUCAAGGUCGUCGCAGUCGAGGGAUCAUUACAACCUUACCAUUACAGACAAAGCCCCAAAUGCUGAACAGAACACUUUGAAAUACUCAUACCAAGGCAGCGUCGAUCCAGAACAAUCGGUUUCAGAACCUGAAGAGCACAAUCUGGUCUUAGUUUUCGAUUCACAUCGAAAGGCAUUCGUCCUAGAACCGGUGACGACACAGCUCAACUUUAACCUUCGCUCAGCGCCAGCAAAAACGGAAAAGCAACUGCUAGAACAGUUUAAGCAGCUUCGAACUUUACAGGAAGAUGACCAUGCCUCAAGCGAUGAUCGAGCGUCAGACAAUACCAGUGGGUAUGACGACGGUCCGGCAGAUGAUACAAACCCAUACGACUUCCGACAUUUUCUUCCCAGGGAAAUUGGCGACGACGACAAGUCAGUCUCGGACAAUGCUACACCGGAGCCUCAUUAUAAUACGAGCAAAGUUAAUACCCCAUUGAUGCCGGCGGUUAGCAAACCUACACCGAGUCCGAAGCCUCGACCUAAGACCCAGGCUAAAGCCAACCCUCUUCGUCUACCUAAUCCCGCCAAACCCGCCAGGCAUGACAGUGCAGGAACCUUAAAGACAGGCUCUAAGCCUCAGCAUCAUGAUGAUAACGAGAGCGAGAAAGUGUUAUCGGAAGAUGUCACAGUCGACACAGCCAAAUCCCAGUCCUUCGAAAAUGGGAGUAGCGCAUUGGUAUCUCAACAGCCAGCUCCAUCGCCCGGGUCCAAUAUCAUUAUUGAUGGAGACCUCAUCAUUGAUAUGGGCUCACCACCACCUUCACGCCCUGCAUUCCGAGUCAACCCUGCUCACUUCUCUUCCAAUAACACACCAGCAAAUAAUGAGGAUGAGGAUAUUGAGGAUUUACGCCUGCCCUCUCCGGCUGGGCACGGAGGUAUGCCUGCUCGUUCUGAGAGAGUGGAACCCGCUUACAACGCGCAAGCCGACGAAGAUGAAGUUGAGGACGAUGAUGCCUUGGCAGCAGAAAUGGAGGCUGCAUUUGAAGAAAGUGCACGGGAAGAGGAGGCCAGAAGUCAGCAGUCACUACACCAUUAUACUCCUAGUGAGGAUGAGAGUGAAGUCAGUGAGGAGGACAUAGCAGUUCAAUUCUUCAUGGCGUCCGCUACUUCGCUAUCGGAGCAGCGACCUGUCCCCGCGCCGUCGAAUCCUAUCCUUCUUGCGUCACAAGUCCAAUGGCUUUUUAACGAUGAAGAGCUCACGCGUGCGCCGUCGCAGCUCGACGGUAUGGCACUGGAGGCGGAACAUACAAGUCGCAGUAAAGGGGUUAAUUUUAUAACUCAAGUGGGUAUAAUGUUGAAGUUGCCCCAACUCACUAUUGCAACUGCUGCUGUUUACCUACACCGGUUUUUCAUGCGCUACAGCAUGGUGGACCUGCCGCAACGACCGGGAAUGCACCCUUAUCCGAUUGCUGCCACAUCGUUAUUUCUAGCAACAAAAGUGGAGGAGAAUGUACGUCGGAUGAGAGAGCUGGUGGUUGCAUGUUGUCGAGUAGCGCAGAAACAACCCAACCUAGUCGUGGACGAGCAGUCCAAGGAAUUUUGGAAAUGGCGAGACACGAUCCUACAUCACGAGGACCUGCUCUUGGAAGCCCUUUGCUUCGAUCUCCAACUCGAACAACCCUAUCGCAUUCUCUACGAUUUCAUCUGUUAUUUCGGCGUCAACGAGAACAAACCCCUCCGCAACGCCGCAUGGGCUUUCGUCAAUGACUCCAUGUUCACCGUCCUUUGUCUGCAGUUCUCAGCUCGAAAUAUUGCCGCUGCCGCCCUUUACGCCGCUGCCCGGCAUUGCGAUGUGGGAUUUGAGGAUGAUACAUCGGGUCGACCCUGGUGGGAGCAGAUCGACGUGGAUCUGGUGCAGGUGCGUCGCGCAUGCACAAGGAUGGCGCAGUUAUACGAGAACAAUGCCAUGCAAAAACAUAGCCAGUACUACCCGACCACCCCCAUCUUCGCAGACGAGGGUACUGAGAAGACCAGGAUCCCGCGCGCUGACAGCCCGGCUGGUGGUACCCUGCGUGAACCAGACACCGUCAAUGGACGGAAGCGAUCAAGGGAGCCCGAAGACGAAGCGCAAGGCCGCCCGGAGCCGCCUGCUCCUCGCGAAGAGGGACCAGACACUCCGAUGAACGGUGAACGAUCUCCGAAACGACAGCGCAAGGGCUCAGAUGGUGCACAAGAUGCCCCAACCGAAACGACAGCUCCUCACGCCCCCGGGGCACGACCAUUCCCCAACGACCGACAUCACACAAACGGUCACCUCCCUCCAGUUCCCCGCUACCAACACCCCUUACCUCCCGCCCCGCGAGCCUUCCCCCGACGCGACAGUGAUAGCCGCCCAAGCGGGAGCGGUGCAAGACCGGGCGUCGCAGUCGACGACCCAAUCCAACAACGGAUAGAUGCGAUUGUCUCCCAAAACAUGACUCCCCGAGACCACGGUCGACGCAACUCCGACCGAUAUCGCGAACACGACGACCACGGCCGAAGACGCCGUUCAGAUAUCUCCUCCAGCAGCAGGAAAUCCAUCGAUGAGCAGCAUCCUCCUCCACCGCCGCCUCCGCCAUCCGAUAAAACUCAGAACCAACAACCGCCGCCGCCGCCUCCCCCACUACCGGAUCAGGACGAGGAAGGCGGGGGAAGUGAAGAGGGGGAAUUAUAA